This is a messenger RNA of Liolophura sinensis, 1051 nucleotides long. RefSeq lists its product as uncharacterized. The transcript has 3 exons. Bases 41 to 1051 code for a protein of 336 amino acids. NCBI's taxonomy places the organism in Eukaryota, Metazoa, Mollusca, Polyplacophora, Chitonida, Chitonidae. The record is from RefSeq and is a predicted model, not a curated record.
CAUCGUCACACGGAUUUUUACACAGAGAAAACAGACAAAAAUGGUGAUGGGCUUGUACUGUUCAGUCUUCCCUCUCUUCAAACACUUUGUACUACUGUUUGAGAUGAAAGAGCCACUCAUCCACCAACUUCAUGAAUCACAGUUAAAGCUGUUUAAGGACUUCCUAGGAUGUUAUGUCAAAGCAGAAGUCAUCAACACAGCAUCAACCGGAGCUCAAUUGAAGAAGCUGGAUCUGAAGCAAGCUAUUAUGAAACCGAAGCAGAUGUUCAUGGGAAGUAAAGCAUUGAAACUGAUCCAGAGUCCUUCAACACCGACCUACAUGAUUACUUCAUUUCUAAAACAGGUCAAGGAAGCCUACAUCGCCUGUGGGGAUACCCUGCAGAAGAAAUUAGCACUAAGUAACAAGUUUUUGAAGGCUGUUUCUGCCCUUCACCCUCAUGCAAUUGGUCACACACUUACUCUUUCUUUGCUCCAGAAGUUACCAGCACUGGCGCCUAAUGUCCUGACAGAGACAGAAGAGGAACUUUAUGAGUUAAAUAUCAGAAAAUACCAGACAGAUCAACAUCCUGAUUUCCCAGAAGGGUCUCGUAUUGAUGAGUGGUGGGGGAAAGAAGAGAUAUGUCUGAAAUAUCCGUGCCUGUCCAAGAUGGCUAAGGCUGUUCUGUCCUGUUUCCAUGGACCCCAGGUUGAAUCUUCCCUCAGUGUAAUGAAUGACGUCAUUGAUGCCAAAUCUGGGAGACUCAACAUUGAAACCUACCAAGCCAUACAAAACAUAAAAUAUGGUUUGAAAGCUUCUGGUAAAUCUGCUGUGGAGUAUUUCAAGAAGAGGGACCAUCUCCAUGAUAAGGUUGAUCACACUCUUGUGAGGAAUGUCAAGCGAUCAUUCAGCCAGUAUAAGGCCAUUCUUGAAGAGAAGAAAUCAGUUGCCACAGAAAAACAGAAACAGCUGUACAUUAGGGCACAGAGCACUUUGACGAAAAGGAAAGCCAAGGAGUUGUGUCAAAAGGCAGCCAAGAAAGACAGAGUGGAACACCAUGGUGCCAUUGAAUGA